AUGGCUGCUCCCGCAAAGAGUACACCGAAAGAUGCACAAGUUAUGGCUGCUAUUUUGAAGGAUAUGGGUGUAGUCGAAUACGAACCACGUAUAAUUAAUCAAAUGUUGGAGUUCUCUUAUCGUUAUGUGACAGAUAUAUUAGAUGAUGCUAAAAUAUAUUCAUCUCAUGCCAAUAAAAAGACUAUUGAUGUAGAUGAUGUCAAGCUAGCUGUUCAGUGUAAAAUGGAUCAUUCUUUUACAGCUCCACCACCUAGAGACUUAUUAAUGGAUAUCUCUCGUCAUAAAAACAACCAGCAGUUACCAUUGAUUAAACCUUAUACAGGCCCUAGAUUACCACCAGAUAGGUAUUGUCUAUCAGCUCCAAAUUACAAACUUAAAACUGCUAAAAAGGUAAGUCUUAAUUAUGCUGUGGGACUUUCUUAA
Lottia gigantea (owl limpet) is the source of this 423-nucleotide messenger RNA. RefSeq lists its product as hypothetical. The transcript has 3 exons. Lineage: Eukaryota; Metazoa; Mollusca; Gastropoda; Lottiidae. Bases 1 to 423 code for a protein of 140 amino acids. The record is from RefSeq and is a predicted model, not a curated record. Gene Ontology annotation, molecular function: protein heterodimerization activity; transcription coactivator activity; RNA polymerase II general transcription initiation factor activity. Gene Ontology annotation, cellular component: transcription factor TFIID complex; SAGA complex. Gene Ontology annotation, biological process: DNA-templated transcription initiation; RNA polymerase II preinitiation complex assembly.